Messenger RNA from Gekko japonicus, 738 nucleotides. RefSeq names its product trypsin-like. Lineage: Eukaryota; Metazoa; Chordata; Lepidosauria; Squamata; Gekkonidae. Gene Ontology annotation, molecular function: serine-type endopeptidase activity. Gene Ontology annotation, biological process: proteolysis. The transcript has 5 exons. The record is from RefSeq and is a predicted model, not a curated record. Bases 1 to 738 code for a protein of 245 amino acids.
AUGGUGUCAGCUCAGAAGCGCAUUAUCGGGGGAGCCGAUUGUCAUCCUCAUUCCCAACCUUGGCAAGUCUUCCUCUAUGACAGCUUCCAGAACUACUGCGGAGGGGUCUUGAUCAAUAAGUAUUGGGUCGUCACCGCCGGACACUGUCACGAAUGGCAAGACUCUGGGCCUGUGGGGAGGAAUGACAAUGGAUUCAGAAGAACUAUCACAGUUUUUCUUGGCGCUCACACUCUGUGGAAGAGAGGAGGGGCCCAGAUUACCCACGCCGUGGAGGCCAUCCGCCAUGCCGCUUUUGAACCCAUGUCCCUGAAGAAUGACAUCAUGCUUCUGCGCCUGGACCCCCCCGCCGUCCUGGGGGGUAGAGUCAGGCCCAUUCCAAUGGCGGGAUGGUGCGCGCCUGUCGGGACAAAGUGUGUGGUCUCAGGUUGGGGUGCCACUUCUAUCCCUGAAGUGAAAUACACCAGAAACCUGCAGUGCGUUGAAGUGAUGGUCCUGCCCAAAACAGUAUGCCGGAAUGCCUAUGGGGCCAACUUCAUCAACAGUGAGAUUUGUGCAGGAGCCAUCAAAGGAGGAAGAGAUGCCUGCCAGGGUGAUUCUGGGGGCGCCCUGGUCUGCAACGGGGUCCUUCACGGCUUGGUGUCGUGGGGAGAUGAGCGCUGUGCAGUUGAGAACAGACCCGGCGUCUACACUGAAAUCUGCAAAUUCAGAGGAUGGAUCAUAAGGAACAUGAUUGAUUGA